Messenger RNA from Kockovaella imperatae, 1177 nucleotides. RefSeq lists its product as hypothetical. The record is from RefSeq and is a predicted model, not a curated record. Bases 228 to 1067 code for a protein of 279 amino acids. The transcript is spliced from 3 exons. Lineage: Eukaryota; Fungi; Basidiomycota; Tremellomycetes; Tremellales; Cuniculitremaceae.
CGGGAGGGCAACAAAGAGCUGGAAUGAGCGACCUCGUAUCUCUUCUAGGUGGCCUCAUGUACGAGUGAUGUCUUGAGUUGACGAGUUGGCGUAUCGAGAGACUGUAAGGGCUGACUCGCUUGCUGACUCGAUCAUUCCCAAAGGAAUGGGGUCAAAACCCCCCUGACAACCUGACUUGUACAUUUCAACGUGAGCUUCAUCUUCAUACCUCCUAGCCCUCAGAACCAAUGGACUCCAAUUCAACUCCCGAAGCCUACCAAGGACCGACGCGAUCAGCCAAGCUCAAGCCACCUCGAAGACCGAAAUUGGAAGACAUCAAACUCGCGCACGUCCUCAAUGGUCAUACAUGCCCCCCGAUAAGUUUCACAGACUUUGCAUCCUACCUCGCCAAGAGAGAAAUGACAUUGGAGAAUCUCCUGUUUGUUCUCUGGUUCAGGUCAUACUCUCAUCGAUGGGCUCAAGCUUCCGAUACUCAUCGAGUUCCUGUUCCUCUGACUGAACUACACCACCGACACGAUCCAUUUACCCACUUGACAGUCUCGCCUGAUUCAUGGCUCGACCCGAUCGAUCAGCCUAUGCGGGAUGAGGCUCAACGAGCGUUCGCUACGUUUUUCCAACAUGGUGCGACCAGAGAGUUGAACUGUACAGAUGAUUUGAGAGGAUUCGUAGGCACUUGCUUGAGACGAAGCACAGCGCCUGAAGUGUUUCGACCCGUCUAUGACGAGGUGUAUGGCACGCUCGAGAUGCAAUCACUGCCCAGGUUUAUCGACCUCAUUCGAUCUAAUACCAAUUGGAAGAAACAAGGAUACUGGUGCAUGGUCGGAGCCUUUGACCUGCUCUGUGGUAUCAUCCUCUUUGUCCUCCUUACGCUCUUCCUCAAGCCUACACAUUUUUCUCAACGUGCGAUUCGACUCCCAUCUGCCAUUUUUGUCUGGUUUGGUUCUGGAUCGCUCUACUCAGCUUAUAGAGGUUUCUGCAGCCAUGUCUGGGGACGAAGCAGUAUGCAGAUCAAGCCGUGGGAGCUUGACGAGUGGGCAAGGAGAGAGGACGGUACAGCAGAAGGAUGAGGUCAUCAGCAGGGUGCAGGUCGGGCAGAGGACAGAACAACCUAGUCAGUCUACUCUGACAGAGUCCUUUGGGUUUCACGAGAAUGAAUAGGCGAGGGAUGUACUGUGCA